AUGUUUCCCAUCGUUCCCGUGCUCUAUUACUCACCCACCACCAGGAUUUAUACCGCAUCCUUUGCCUUUUUUGAGGCGCUGUGGGAGGGAGGCGUCUCCCAUGUGUUCGUCAACUUGGGGUCCGACCACCCCUCAAUUCUCGAGGCCAUGGUCAAAGGCCAGAAAGAGAGGAAGGACCAAUUUCCUACGAUCAUCACCUGUCCCAAUGAGAUGGUUGCCCUCUCCAUGGCCGACGGCUAUGCUCGCUUGACCGGCAAACCCCAAGCAGUCAUCGUUCAUGUCGAUGUGGGAACACAGGGACUGGGUGCUGCCGUGCACAAUGCCUCGUGCGGGCGCGCCCCGGUUCUAAUCUUUGCCGGCCUGUCGCCGUUCACGAUCGAGGGCGAGACACGAGGCUCGCGUACGGAAUACAUUCACUGGAUUCAAGAUGUACCAGACCAGAAACAGAUCGUCUCCCAGUACUGUCGGUACUCAGGGGAGUUGAAGUCUGGGAAGAACGUGAAGCAGAUGGUUAACCGUGCCCUGCAAUUCGCAACCAGUGACCCCAAGGGCCCGGUAUACCUGGUCGGGGCCCGCGAGGUCAUGGAAGAAGAUAUUGAGCCCUACCAUCUAAACCAGAAGGUUUGGGGCCCUGUGGCCCCAGCUGCAUUGCCGGCUGCUGGUGUUGAAUUGAUUGCAGCUGAGCUGGCGGCUGCCAAAGAUCCCAUGGUCGUGGUUGGAUAUACAGGUCGACAGGCCCAGGCUGUGACGGAGCUGGUUACUCUGGCAAAUACUUUCAAGGGGAUUCGCGUGCUGGACACUGGCGGCAGUGAUAUGUGUUUUCCUGCCAACCACCCUGGCUGGCUGGGGUUGAGAUACGCAGGUCAUGAUCUCACCAAGACGGCAGAUCUCAUUCUUGUGAUUGACUGCGAUGUCCCUUGGGUCCCAACACAGUAUAAGCCAUCUGAAUCGGCCAAGGUCAUUCACAUUGACGUUGAUCCCUUGAAGCAGCAGAUCCCUGUGUUUUACAUCCCUUCCAUUGCUACAUUCCGGGCUGAUUCUGCCACUGCGCUCAAGCAAAUCAACGAUUAUGUUGCCACCAACGGAUCGCUACAGCAGUUUAUUGGAUCCAAGGACAACAUUACGAUGGGCCAGCGGCGGGAUGAAGAAUAUCUAAAGCGCCGACAAGAGAUCUCGGACUUGGCAGCACUCCCUGAUGGCGGCGAUGGGGCUCCACUCAAUGUCUCGUACCUCAUGGCACAGGUCCGAAAUGGCUGUCCCAACGACGCAAUUUGGGCCAUUGAGUCGGUGACUCUCACCCACGCGGUUGCGGAUCAAAUUGCCGCCACCCUCCCGCAGUCAUGGAUUAACUGCGGAGGCGGGGGCCUGGGCUGGUCAGGGGGUGGAGCACUAGGCAUCAAGCUCGCCAGCGAUGUCCACCACGGGGGACCUGGAAAAGGCAAGUUUGUGUGCCAGGUGGUUGGCGAUGGAACGUACCUGUUUUCCGUCCCGGGUUCGGUGUAUUGGAUCUCGCGCCGUUACGGGAUCCCUGUCUUGACCAUCGUGCUCAACAACAAGGGCUGGAAUGCACCCCGGCGAAGUAUGCUGCUGGUGCAUCCGAGCGGCGAUGGCUCCCGGGCCACCAACGAGGAUCUUAACAUCUCUUUUGCUCCAACGCCAGACUAUGCGGGAAUUGCCAAGGCUGCUGCGGGCGGCGAGAUGUGGGCAGGUAGAGCAUCGACUGUAGCUGAGCUGGCGGAGAAGCUGCCCGAGGCUAUCCAGAGUGUUUUGAGCGGAAAGGGUGCCGUUCUCGAAGCACAGCUGGACGGGAUGAUGGGAAAGUAUGUGGAGCACUCGUGA
Molecule: messenger RNA, 1839 nt
Organism: Penicillium alfredii
Lineage: Eukaryota; Fungi; Ascomycota; Eurotiomycetes; Eurotiales; Aspergillaceae
Exons: 3
Coding region: 1-1839 (612 amino acids)
Biological process (GO): L-valine biosynthetic process
Cellular component (GO): mitochondrion; acetolactate synthase complex
Molecular function (GO): acetolactate synthase activity; thiamine pyrophosphate binding; magnesium ion binding
Source: RefSeq, a predicted model, not a curated record